AUGGCUUCCCUGCUACACCAUCAUGAAAACCCUGAAAAUCCCUACUUAUCCGACGAUAUUCUAAUUCAAAUCCUCGAAAAACUGCCGGCCAAAUCACUGCUUCGAUUCAAGUGCGUAUGCAAAUCCUGGAGGGAAACAAUCGGAAGCCCUCAAUUUGCAAGAUUGCAAAUUGACUAUUCCCACAAACUCAGACUUAAUACUAACGAGAAAAUCUUUUUGCAGAUAAACCCUUCUUGUGGCUCCAUGUUCCCUCAAUUACACUAUCUUAGCAACUUCGGAAGCUCCAGCAAUAACAUCUCGUUGCAUUUAAUCUCAAUCAGCGAUAACAUUUUCCGAAAUAGCUCAGCGGUUCGUGCCACCGAGGAGAAUUGUUUUUCCUAUGGUAAUAACUCAAUCAGAGCUCUUCAGGUCCCUUCCAUAAUCUCCGGCAAAAGUGUUGUUUUAAGCCCUUUAAAGUUAGCACUUGCGACGCUCAUAGUACUAGCCUGGAUGGAAGUGAAUCUGAAUACGCGGUAUUACGGUUUUGUUUUGGCUUCUGAGAGAUUCAUGGAUGAAAUCCUGCCAGCACCUCCAAAGGUUUUAUUCUUAGAUGGUUUUCAGCUUGAGAUGGUUCAUGCUGUAUUCACGGUUUCGGGUGGUCUCCCUUAUCUGCAAUGGACAUAUAAGUAUAAAUAUCAUAGAUUUGAGGCAUGGGUGCUUAAGGAAUAUGGCAAUGGCAAUAAUGGCUGCUGGAAUCGGAUGUUCAACUGUUUCCCUGAUAUUUCGCAUCAAUAUCCUUUCGGCCUGAUUCAUAAGGACCAAGUUCUGUACACAAGAAAAGGGCGUUUUCUGUAUUGCGUUGAUCUGGGGACGGAUCAGAACCGGAUGACAAAGCUGAAGAUGGUGAUUACCGGUUACGGUCAGGAUGACCUUUUAUUUUUCAUGACCCCUUAUGUGGAGAGUUUAAUUGAUGUUUAG
This is a messenger RNA of Oldenlandia corymbosa var. corymbosa, 957 nucleotides long. NCBI's taxonomy places the organism in Eukaryota, Viridiplantae, Streptophyta, Magnoliopsida, Gentianales, Rubiaceae. The record is from the annotation of a GenBank genome assembly.